UCUUACUUUUAUUUAUCCAUUAUAUUUGCCUGCACUUCGGUUGAUAAGCACGCUAACAUGGCCGCUAAAUUUUGAUCGCUUGCUAUCUGAUAUAGAUCUAUAUUAACUAUAUAAACUUCUAAACCAAAAAGUAAUUAUUAAUUCAAGGAUUAUUAAAAUGUCCAAUGAAGACUUUGUGCUAACAGGUUCAAGGCCACCCUCUGUGUUGUCUAACUAUAGACCGAAUUCUGCCAAACAGAAUGGCUAUCACACUAUAGCCAGAAAGUCUUCAGUAGAUGAAACACUGUUCAGAUCCUACUACACAACAAAACUUGAUGAGCCAGUAAGUCUUGAUAAACCUCCUUGGGAAUACCCUCAUAUAGAGAAAACACUAAGCGCCAAAAAAUCUCAGGAAUCAACUAAGGCUAAAUAUAAUGGGCCUCCUUUGCUUUGGUGCCCGACCCCCAGAGAAGUGUCACAUACAAAAAGUAAACAAAAGCCAGGGCCUAACGAUCCUCUCUAUUUAUGGAAUACAAAGCACCACUAUCGCCACUUAAAGCACACUCCAUCUUUCAUUGAUGAGACACUCUUUGGCUCUAGGCUGGAGAAGCCGUCAUUUAAAGCACCGUGGAAUGAGAAGAAAAAGGGGGAGAAGAUAGCGCCAAGGCCACUUUUAUGGGGACCUCCGAUGAAAGGACAACUGUCUGAUACUGAUGUCAGGCAUACUGUGAAUGACAGUUUUCAGAGACCUUCUUCAGCUAGGUCAACAGGUCGACCUGUAUGGAAACCUUAAAUAAACAAUCUUUUAUGAAUUUAAAUGUUUGAACAUUAAGAUGGUCUUUCGCUGAAGUUAUACAGUUUAUUACUCUGUGAAUCAAUAUAAGAUUGGAACAAAAACUUUCUUUUAUUUAAUGAGAAGUUUUUUUUUCCUAAUUGAGAAGCAGGCCUUUGUGUUAAAGUAUGUUCUAAAUCCACCAAGAUUGCAAUCCCAUUAAUCUUCUUUGACAUUUUUGUAAGUUGAUGUCAGUUUGCAGAACAAGAUCUCAAGAAAGAAUGUGACUCUCUGUUUUUACAUUUCAAUACUACUGGGCUCACUGAAUUGUAUUCGAUUUAUGAAAUGAGGUGCUAGUAACCACUUUUAUGGUUGCUUUAGUACAAGCCUCUUUUUCUCUAUCAGAAUUUACAAAUAAUUAGGUGUGCACCAGUUUCUUUCAGACUGAAGGAAAGAACAAACUGAAAAAUAGCAUGUCAUCUAUACUAUGGAGUCUGCCAAAACAUUUAAAAAAUGUUUAUGUUUCUUCAGAAAAGAAGAUUAUUAUGUCCUAGUCUUAAUCUCUCAAAGAAGUGCAGGGGAUGGCAAUGGACAGGGUUUCAACCUGAGACUCUAUUUUUUCGACCAGGCAAAAUAAGAUAUUGAUUAAAAAGUGUUUUCUGUUUUCUAAAAGACACUACAAAUGGUAAAAAACAUUUUAACAAAUACCCAUCUUUGUUCAGUUUCUUCACUUAUGAAUAAAAUUGAUUCCCAUAUAUGUGUAUAAGUACUAAUUUGUGGAACGAUUUACAGUUUAGAUAUGCUUUAUUGUUAAAUUGUGUGAAUCAAUUAACACAAGUUUUUCAAAUAAAGUAUUUAUACCUUGAAUGAGACUUUAAAUAUUUCAAGUUGCUAAAAAGUUAAAAAUGCUUGUUAAAAUACAUGCCAAAGUUUCUGCAUGAAACAAAUGAUAAACGCACUAGGUGUUUUUGUUUUAUGAUGGAGUGGCAGAUUUCUCUUCUUACUUUUCUACAUUGUACUAUUACUUUUAGAGGUACUAUUUAGUGUAAAGCACUAAAAAGUAUAUUUUUUAGUAUUGUAAAGUUAAAAUAUGUAAAGCACAUUGAAGUUUUUUUUUUUUUAGAAAUGGUUCAAAUUUAAUAUUAAUAUCAGAACGAAAAAGGCAGAUGUCUUCCUUUUUAGUGGCAACAUGAAUAAAAGUUUUUUAUGAUUAUAUUUUACGAACAUAAUAUAAUUUGCUUAAGUUUUAAUGUUGAUACACAUAACCUUGUACCAAAAUAAUCCUUUUGCUACAGGACAUUAAAAAAUCUGCACCUUGUUACAUUUCAAUUUUGAAGACUUGGUUGGAUAAGGUAAAAGAAUAAGUAAUAACAUACAAGAAGAGAAGGUGAUAUUGAGAAAUGUGGGUAACUUAUAAGGGAACCUUAAAAAGACAAGAAAAUGAGGAAACAAACAUUCUAAAAAAGGACAAAAUAUUGAGAGAAAAAAAAAAAAGGAUACGCUGUUAUUGCAGUAUUACAAUUUUGUUCUAGAUGCUUGUCUUUGGUCCAGUACAACAAUGUUUUUAGUUGUUUUUUAAAAUCUCAGUAGUUAAAAGAUGGGAGUUACCCCCGUUUAUUACAUUUUAGCAUGUUACUUAUAGAAAUUGUUCAUAGAUUUAUCCUUAGUUAACUGUGACACCUAAUCUCUUGAAUUUCAUUUCUUCAAAUGUAUUUAAGCUUUAUGCUGAAACAAAUGGAAUAGAACUGAAGAUAAUACUUAGGAGACAAAAAUGGAAAUUCCAGAUCCUGUGAUAUAUCACUUGCUAGGUUGUUCCUUUCCUUUUUUUUUGCACAAUAUUUUCUCACUUAUGGUAUUGUCAAGAUUUUUUUGUAUUUCUCUUAAAA
Molecule: messenger RNA, 2637 nt
Organism: Biomphalaria glabrata
Lineage: Eukaryota; Metazoa; Mollusca; Gastropoda; Planorbidae
Product: RBPJ-interacting and tubulin-associated protein 1-like
Exons: 3
Coding region: 158-772 (204 amino acids)
Biological process (GO): nuclear export; negative regulation of Notch signaling pathway; Notch signaling pathway
Cellular component (GO): nucleus; cytoplasm
Molecular function (GO): tubulin binding
Source: RefSeq, a predicted model, not a curated record